AAACAAUGCCAUUUUUGAGACAAGAGAAUAUACAGGAAAAGAGAAAAGUUGAUGAUAUUACAUCAUAGGCUCGAAUCAGACGAAGAGAAAUCUCUUCAUCUUUCAAAACCCAUGCGAAGAAAGUUUACUUGCGAGAGACUGGGCUCUAUACGUGAGGACGAGGCUCAUAAUCAAAACAAUAUGGCGGCUGAUACGUGUGAAUUUGGUUGAAGUAGAAGGAAGACCGUCCUACAAUAUUUACUAUGAGAGUAAACAUUUUUUCAUUUCGUAUCCAUGGAUGACAUUAUUUUCUUUUUUUCUCAUAUAAUUUGAAAUGUUAUCAAUAAUGCAAGAAUUGCACUGAAUUUGACCUAAUGGUAAAAAUAUUGUGAACCGAUGGAACGAAAGUCAAGAUCAGAGCUAAUCAAAAUCAUUGAGGCCCAGAAGGAACAGUUGAGUAGAUAUGAGUCAAAGCUGAGAGAUGUUGUCCACGCAUACAAGAAUCUCCUCAAAGAAAAGGAGGCUUUGGAUGCAAGUAUCAAAGUUCUCACUACAGCUCAGCAAUCUCACACCAAACAUCCCAGAUCUUCCAAGAAGAAAGGCCAUGAUGCAAGUCCUGUAGCUGAUGGGCCUAAAGGCGUUGGCCUUGAAGGUGAAGGGAAGCCUUAUGAGAAGGAAAUUGUGUCUGAUGAGAAGAUGGUGGCUCAAGGGAAACCUGCAGGAGUGGAGGUGAAGGACCACCCUCUUGCUGUGAACGAACCGUCUGGUCAGACAGAGACUCAGGGAAAUGACAAGCAGGAUGGGCCAGAUAGGAAAGGGCUAAGUAAUGAGGGUGAUGUAGCAGUGGAAUCAGAUGAUGAAGAUGAGGAUGGUGAUGACGACAAAAAUGAACAGGACCAAGUAUUGACCCUGUCUUCAACUUUGAAGACUGUCAUGGAGCAGAAGGCUAUGAUGGAGGCCAACUACCAGGCAGACAAGAAAAAGAUGAUGCAUGACUUUGAGGGGAAACAAAAAGAAAUGGAAGCAGAGAGAGAGAAGCUUACUGAAAAGCUAAAAGAGCUUGAAUCUCAAACCAAGGAGCUGAAGUUGCGGAUGAGACAGGAGCAGCAAAACAGAGAAGAAGAAGAAAACAACCACGCACUCAUGCUCAGAGAGCUCCAGCUGUUACUCUCAGAGGAGAGAACACAAAAAGAAGAACUUGAACAGCAACUGGAUGAUAUGAAGGACAUGCUGGAAUCCAGCAAACACUUUCCAGAAAGCAAAGCAAGGGAUUAUGAGAACUGUAUUUCACAGCUGAGAAAGGAGCUCAAAGAAUUGAAGGAGAGAUUAGAAAAGGCAGAGGAGAAAUCGUCAAAGCCAUCUCCAUUGCUGGUCCAACUGCAGGAAGAGAUGGCAGAAAUGAAGAGAGAGCACAUGGAAGCAGUAAGCAGAGAGCAAAAGAGAGCAAAUGAUGCAGAAGACAAGCUCAAGCUCAUUACUUGUGUGGAGGAAGACAGAGUGGCUGAUCUUGAGACAAAGCUUUCAGAAUUAUCUGAAGUGGUUGGUAGCUACGAAAAGCUUCGCUUCCAUGAUCAAGAGGUGAUUCACAAGCUAAAGGAACGGUUACAACAGCUUGACACAGAAAACACUGCCCUCACCCUCCACAGUCCCGUGGGGGAGGGGGUGCCCGACAACAACAUCCAGACUGUUGCAGAGAUAGAUAGCUUGCGUGACCAGGUGCAAAAGCUAAGGACAGUGCUCAAACUUGCUGUUGAGAAGUCUUCUGAAAAGUCAAUUGACCAAGAGCUGGAAGGUCUAAGCAAGUCUGAGCUUGAGUCAAUACUGAACAGUGACCCAACCCACAACGCUUGUCAGCAGGAGCUAAGGCAGCUGAAGGACGAGUUUGAGCGUUACAAGGCAAAGACCCAACUGCUGCACAGAAGCAAAUCACUGAAGGAAAUCACCACACAACUAGAAGAUCUCGACAAACUAAAGGCACGGAACGCGGGCUUAGAAAAACGGCUAAAGGACAUGGAGGAAUAUAGUCAUCAGAGAGAAAAUGAACUCACUAGCGUUGUGUCUCAGUUGCAAAUGGAUUUACAUACAGCCGAGGAACGGUAUCAAAAGGGCAGAGAGGACUCCGAGUUGAUUUACAGACACAAAGUCAGUGAACUCGAAAAGCAGGUUGUGAAACAACGAGAAAGGACGUUGGAACUUAUUGCAGAGAAAGAUGCGGAAAUCGAGUCGUUGCGCAUGCGCAGCCCGAGCUCAAGCAAUCCUGGGGGGUCGGGCAGUGCAUUUGCAUAUUCUCGAAAGUUCAUGGACUUGCCCGUUGCGCCCCAAGAGGGCGAUGAAAGUGCCGGUGGCGCGGACACCUCACCGGACACAAGUGCUGCUGUGUAUCAGCUGCUAUCAAGGCAGGCCGGGGUAUCCUCGGCAGAGCCCGGAUUACUUAUUCACUACGCUCAGCAACAAGCAAGACGAGAUGCGGAGAAUUCUGCAUUAAGAAGAGAGAAGAAUGACUUAGAGGACGACCUUAGGGACUGUACUCUCAGGGAAGCGAAAACGAGAGACCAAUGCGAAACACUAAAAGAAGAAAUCCGAAAGCUCGAGCGAGAUAGAUCUCGAGAGACUGCAAACCUAGAAUACCUCAAGAAUAUCAUACUUCGGUUCAUGAUGACCACAAGCUACUCGGUGAAGGAGCAAAUGAUCACUGCCAUCGCUACUAUACUUCAGUUUAGCCCCAAAGAGGUACAGCAGCCUAUUUGUAGUCCCUCUUAUUGUAAACAAACAGUGCCAUCGCCCUUAUACUUCAGUUCAGCCCCGAAGAGGUAUAGCAGCCUUUGUGUAGUCCCUCGUAUUGUAAGCAAACACUGCCAUCGCCACUAUACUUCAGUUUAGCCCCAAAGAGGUCGCUCGUGUGAAGAAGACUCACCAAGGACACUGGUGGUAACGAACUUCAUGAGACACAGAGAAAAAAUCCAGUAACUCAGUAGCUCAUUUAUAGGAAAUAUCUACAGUAGUCUAGAUGGUGCUUUUUUAAACGUUCACCAAUUUAUUUAUAUAUUUGCAGACUCAGAGAAUUUACAACUUCUGGGAAUUUUGGGAAAAUGUUAUUGUUGGAGGGACGUGGGUAGGGUAAUGGAUUUUAGCAAAGGCAUGUAAGGCCAUGUAGAUAUUGUAAUUAAAUUCAGAAUAAUUUACAAA
Molecule: messenger RNA, 3165 nt
Organism: Nematostella vectensis (starlet sea anemone)
Lineage: Eukaryota; Metazoa; Cnidaria; Anthozoa; Actiniaria; Edwardsiidae
Product: GRIP and coiled-coil domain-containing protein 1
Exons: 11
Coding region: 376-2859 (827 amino acids)
Cellular component (GO): Golgi apparatus
Source: RefSeq, a predicted model, not a curated record